AUGGCACCCUCAAGAGUAACCUACCGUCGCCGCAACCCCUACAACACCACGUCAAACUUGACCCGGGUUGUCAAGACUCCCGGUGGUCAAACGCGGCUCCUCCACAUCAAGAAGCGCGGUACUGCGCCCAAGUGCGGUGACUGCGGAGUCAAGCUCCCUGGUAUUCCCGCUCUCCGUCCCCGCGAGUAUGCCCAGAUCUCCAAGCCCAAGAAGACGGUUCAGCGUGCGUAUGGCGGUUCAAGAUGCGGCAACUGCGUGCGGGACCGCAUCGUCCGGGCCUUCCUCAUUGAGGAGCAGAAGAUUGUCAAGAAGGUGCUGAAGGAGCAGAGCCAGGCGGAAAAGAAGAAAUAA
Canariomyces notabilis is the source of this 351-nucleotide messenger RNA. RefSeq names its product ribosomal protein L34e. Gene Ontology annotation, molecular function: structural constituent of ribosome. Gene Ontology annotation, cellular component: ribosome. The transcript has 3 exons. The coding region runs from base 1 to 351 and encodes 116 amino acids. NCBI's taxonomy places the organism in Eukaryota, Fungi, Ascomycota, Sordariomycetes, Sordariales, Chaetomiaceae. Gene Ontology annotation, biological process: translation. The record is from RefSeq and is a predicted model, not a curated record.